AUGAAUAAAGAAAUUAAAGUUCGUCAACUUUUCCCCUUUUUUACCCAGCAAAAAAACCUAGUCUAUUUAGAUAGUGCGGCCACUAGUUUAAAGCCUAUAAAUGUUAUUCAGGCAAUUACUAAUUAUUAUGAAAAAUUCUCCAUUAAUAGUCAUAGCGAAGGGAGUGGUCUUUUAGCCCAAACAGUCCGUCAGACUAUUUCCCGAACCCGCCAAUUAAUCGCUGAAAAAAUUGGUGCCGACGCUGAGGAAAUUAUUUUUUUGCCUUCCACCACUUAUUCUUUAAACAUUUUAGCCUUAUCCUUGAAAGAUUAUUUAUCAAAAGGCGAUAAGAUUUUUUUAACUCAUUUAGAGCAUAGUUCUAAUUGCUACAUAUGGCAGGAUAUCGCCCAACAAAAACAAACCCAAGCAGAUUUUUUGCCUUUAAAUAAAGAGUUUAUAGUUGAUAUUAAUAAAUUAGAAAACUAUAUCGACAAAAAGACUAAAAUAACUAGUUUUACUCACAUGAGCAAUAGUUUAGGAGUUAUUAAUCCAGUAAAAGAAAUUGCCAAAAAAAUUAAAAAAAUAAACCCUGAUUGCUUAGUAGUAAUUGAUGCUUGCCAAAGUGUCGCUCAUUUACCGAUUAACAUUAAAGAAUUGGAAAUUGAUGCGUUAGUUUUUUCCGGACAUAAAGUUUAUGGGCCAACCGGAAUUGGAAAAAAUGAGUAUUCUUCUUUAUCGAGAAAAUUCGAAGUUGGUACUUUGCCAUUAGCCCAAAUUUUUGGUUUAAAGGCUGCUUUUGAGUUUCUCAGUGACCUAGACAUAAAAGAAAUAAGUAAUUAUGAGAAGGAAUUAAAAAAUUAUGCCUUGGAUAAAUUAAAAGAAUUGGAGAAAGUAAUUAUUUAUAAUCAGGAACUAGAAACAGUGGAUAUUGUUCUUUUCAAUUUAAAGGGUCAUCACGCCCAUGAUGUGGCGGAAUAUUUAUGA
Molecule: messenger RNA, 963 nt
Organism: Diversispora eburnea
Lineage: Eukaryota; Fungi; Glomeromycota; Glomeromycetes; Diversisporales; Diversisporaceae
Source: the annotation of a GenBank genome assembly